GAGGCCAGCUCUCUGUCCGGCUCCGAGCACGCUUCCAUGUCUCCAUCCACCACCUGGGCAGCAGCGGCGGUGACCUGGGCCAGAUCCGACCGGGACAGAGGCCACCCCGAUGGCUGGCAUGUCAGGGCAACCCCCCAGCAUGUACUGGUGUGUGGGGCCCGGGGGCAACAUGCUACACCCAGAGGCUGCCAUGGACACGGACACGCGGACGGGUGCCCGGGACAUGGGCAGCAAGGAGUCCACGCUGGGCGUUGAUCCUGAAGGGCGCUGCCCUGGAGCGGAGGGCAUCCAGGCCGCGUACCAACGGGGAGACCAGGCCGGGGCCCGGCGCCUGCUCAGGGAGGCCUGUGAUGAGAGCAGCAGCCAGCAGGAGAAGCACCAGCUCCUGAGCCUCUCAGCGGCUUCCGGGGACCUGGAGGCAGUGCGCUACCUGCUCACGGAGCGGGGGAUGGAGCUGCCCACUGAGCCCACAGAUGACAACCCAGCCGUGCUGGCAGCUCAACUCGGCCACACCGACGUGGUGCGAGAGCUGCUGGAGUCCCUGCCAGGCCCCUGCCGCCCCCAGUGCCUGCUUAACUGGAUGCUGGCCUUGGCGUGCCAGUGUGGCCACCUGGGGGUGGUGAGGCUGCUCGUGCUGACCCACGGGGCCGAUCCCGAGAGCUGCGCGGUCAGGAAGAAGGAGUUUCCCGCCAUUGCGCGCCUGCCCCUCUACGCCGCUAUCAAAGCAGGGAAUGAAGACAUUGCCAUCUUCCUGCUCCGGCAUGGGGCCUUCUUCUGCUCGUACAUCUUACUGGACAGCCCUGACUCCAGCAAGCACCUCCUCCGCAAGUACUUUGUCGAAGCCGGUGCCUUGCCCAACGUUGGUCCAGGGAAAAUGCCACUCUGCGUAAAGUGGGCCCACCUGCGGCUGCCCUGGGUGGACCUGGACUGGCUGCUGGACAUCUCCUGCCAGAUCACCGAGCUCGACCUGUCUGCCAACUGCCUGGUCUCCCUGCCAUCCGUCAUACCCUGGGGCCUCAUCAGCCUCCGCAAGCUCAGCCUCGCCCAAAACCAGCUGGCGGAGCUGCCCGGCGUGCAGUCCUCCGACGAGAUCAUCUGCUCCAGACUGCUAGAAAUCGACAUUUCCAGCAACAGACUGUCGCACCUCCCGGCAGCGCUCCUGCACCUCUCCAAGCUCCAGAAGCUCACCGCCUCCAAGAACUAUCUGGAGAGGCUUUUUGAAGAAGAGAGCACCACCAACUGGAUCGGCCUGAGGAAGCUCCAGGAGCUCGACCUGUCAGACAACAAGCUGACUGAGCUCCCCGCCACCUUCCUGCACUCGUUCAAGUCGCUCAGCUACCUGAAUGUCUCCAGGAACAACCUAAAGGUGUUUCCAGAAGCCUGGGCCUGCCCGCUGAAAUGCUGCCAGGCGUCCAGAAACGCUCUGAGAUGCCUGCCUGACAAGAUGGCCGUCUUCUGGAAGAAUCACUUGAAGGAUGUGGACUUCUCGGAAAACACACUCAGGGAAGUUCCCCUGGGGCUCUUCCAGCUGGAUGCCCUCAUGUUCCUGAGGCUGCAGGGGAACCAGCUGGUGGCACUGCCCCCUCCAGACAAGUGGACCUGCAGGCAGCUCAAGACCCUGGACCUCGCCAGAAACCAGUUCGGCAAAAACGAAGACGGACUUAAAACAAAGCGGAUUUCUCUCUUCACCACCAGAGGGCGCCAGCGUUCAGGGACGGAGACAGCGUGCACCCUCGAGUUCCCAGCUUUCCUGAGCGAAUCCUUGGAAGUCCUGUGUCUGAAUGAUAACCUGCUGGACGCCGUCCCGCCUUCCGUCUGCCUGCUCAGGAACCUGUCCGAGCUCUACCUAGGGAACAACCCCGGCCUCCGCGAGCUGCCCCCCGAGCUGGGGCAGCUGGGCAACCUGUGGCAGCUGGACACGGAGGAGCUGAGCAUCAGCAACGUGCCCGCAGACAUCAGGAAGGAGGGCCCCAAAGCUGUGCUGUCCUUCCUGCGGGCGCAGCUGCGCAGAGCCGAGAAGUGUCGGCUGCUGAAGAUGAUCCUGGUGGGGCCCCCGCGCCAGGGCAAGUCCACCCUCCUGGAGAUCCUGCAGACGGGCCGCGCCCCCCAGAUGCCACCCCCAGAAGCCGCCAUCCGCACCACUAAGUGGGAGCUGCAGAGGCCAGCAGGCUACAAGGCCAAGGAGGUCGAGUCGGUGGAGUUCAGCGUGUGGGACAUGGGCGGACCUGCCAGCAUGGCCACCGUGAACCAGUGCUUCUUCACCGACAAGGCACUCUACGUGGUGGUGUGGAACCUGGCGCUGGGUGAGGAGGCCGUGGCCAGCCUGCAAUUCUGGCUGCUCAACAUCGAGGCCAAGGCCCCAAACGCCGUGGUGCUGGUGGUGGGCACGCACCUGGACCUGAUCGAGACCAAGUUCCGCGUGGAGCGCAUCGCCACGCUGCGUGCCUACGUGCUGGCGCUCUGCCGCUCGCCGUCUGGCUCCCGCGCCACCGGCUUCCCGGAUAUCACCUGCAAACACCUGCACGAGCUCUCCUGCAAGAGCCUGGAGGGGCAGGAGGGGCUGCGACAGCUCAUCUUCCACGUCACGUGCAACAUGAAAGACGUGGGCAGCACCAUUGGCUGCCAAAAACUCGCGGGGAGGCUGAUCCCCAGGAGCUACCUGAGCCUGCAGGAGGCAGUGCUGGCGGAGCAGCAGCGCCGCAGGCUGGAGGACGCCGUGCAGUACCUGACAGACAGGCAGCUGGAGCAGCUGGUGGAGCAGAUGCCGGGCAACGACAUCCGGGACUACGAGGACCUGCAGUCAGCUAUCAGCUUCCUCAUCGAGACGGGCACACUGCUGCACUUCCCCGACACCAGCCGCGGCCUGCACAACCUCUACUUCCUGGAUCCUAUCUGGCUGUCCGAGUGUCUGCAGCGCAUCUUCAGCAUCAAGGGCUCGCGCUCGGUGGCCAGGAACGGGGUGAUCCGCGCCGAGGACCUGCGGCUGCUGCUGGUUGGCACGGGCUUCACGCAGCAGACGGAAGAGCAGUACUUCCAGUUUCUGGCCAAGUUCGAGAUCGCCCUGCCCGUGGCCCACGACAGCUACCUCCUACCACACCUGCUUCCUUCCAAGCCGGGCCUGGACACCCACGGCCUGCGGCACCCCUCAGCCAACAGCAUCCAGCGGGUGUUCAAGAUGAGCUUCGUGCCCGUGGGCUUCUGGCAGAGGUUCAUUGCCCGAAUGCUCAUCAGCCUGGCAGAGAUGGACCUGCAGCUAUUUGAGAACAAGAAGAAUACCAAAAGCAGACACCGGAAAGUCGCCAUUUACAGUUUCACAGGCAACCAGAGGAACCGCUGCAGCACCUUCCGCGUGAAGAGGAACCAGACCAUCUACUGGCAGGAGGGGCUCCUGGUCACCUUCGAUGGGGGCUACCUCAGUGUGGAGUCCUCCGAUGUGAACUGGAAGAAGAAGAAGAGUGGAGGCAUCAAGAUCAUCUGCCAGUCGGAAGUGCGGGACUUCUCAGCAAUGGCUUUCAUCACAGAUCAUGUCAACUCCUUGAUCGAUCAGUGGUUUCCUGCCCUGACGGCCACAGAAAGUGAUGGGACGCCCCUCAUGGAGCAGUACGUGCCCUGCCCUGUGUGUGAGACGUCCUGCGCCCUGCACGCUGAGCCCAGCCAACGGGCAACUGAGGGCCUGCAGUACUUCAACAUGGAAGACUGUGUGCUCACGGCCAUCGAGCGUGACGUCAUCGCUUGCCCCCUGCACCCCGAUGUGCCCGUGCCCCUCCAGGAACUGGUCCCUGAGCUCUUUAUGACUGAUUUCCCCGCCAGGCUCUUCCUGGAGAACAGCCAGCUGGAGCACAGCGAGGAUGAGGGCAGCGUGCUGGGCCAGGGCGGCAGUGGCACCGUCAUCUACCGCUCCCGCUACCAGGGCCAGCCAGUGGCGGUGAAGCGCUUCCACAUCAAGAAGUUCAAGAACAUGGCCAGCACGCCCGCAGACACCAUGCUGCGGCACCUGCGGGCCACGGACGCCAUGAAGAACUUCUCGGAGUUCCGGCAAGAGGCCAGCAUGCUGCACGCCCUGCAGCACCCCUGCAUCGUGUCUCUCAUUGGCAUCAGCAUCCACCCGCUCUGCUUCGCGCUGGAACUCGCCCCGCUAGGCAGCCUCAACACCGUGCUGGCCGACAACGCCAGAGACGCCUCCUUCAUGCCGCUGGGACACAUGCUCACACAGAAGGUCGCCUACCAGAUUGCCUCGGGGCUGGCCUACCUGCACAAGAAGAACAUCAUCUUCUGCGACCUCAAGUCAGACAACAUCCUGGUCUGGUCCCUGGACGUCAAGGAGCUGGUCAACAUCAAGCUGUCAGACUACGGCAUCUCACGGCAGUCAUUCCACGAGGGCGCCCUGGGUGUGGAGGGCACGCCGGGCUACCAGGCCCCCGAGAUCCGGCCCCGCGUCGUAUACGAUGAGAAGGUAGACAUGUUCUCCUACGGAAUGGUGUUGUACGAGCUGCUGUCAGGGCAGCGGCCCGCCCUCGGCCACCACCAGUUGCAGAUCGCCAAGAAGCUGUCCAAGGGUGUCCGCCCUGUGCUGGGGCCGCCUGAGGAAGUGCAGUUCUACCGGCUGCAGACGCUCAUGAUGGAGUGCUGGGACACCAAGCCUGAGAAGCGCCCGCUGGCCCUGUCGGUGGUGAACCGCAUGAAAGACCCCACUUUCGCCGCCUUCAUGUACCAGCUGCCUUGCGGGAGGCAGACGGCCUUCUUCUCACCGCAGGGCCCAGAAACCACUGUGGUCUUCUGGGACGGGAAGGAGGAGUCCAGGAACUACACGGUGGUGAACACAGAGAAGGGGCUGCUGGAGGUGGAGCGUAUGAGCUGUGCGGGCAUGAAGCUGAGCUGCCAGCUCAAGGUCCAGAGCGCUCUGUGGACGGCCACUGAGGACCAGAAGAUCUACAUCUACAACCUUAAGGGUAUGUGUCCGCUCAGCACCCCCCAGCGGGCUCUGGACACCCCGGCCGUCGUCACCUGCUUCCUGGCAGUGCCUAUUAUUAAAAAGAACUGUUACCUGGUGCUGGCCGGCCUGGCCGAUGGGCUGGUGGCCGCCUUCUCGGUGGUGCGGGGCGCUCCGGCCGGCUGCUCCUACCUGUGCUCGCACACGGCCAACCGCGCCAAGUUCGGCAUCCCCGACGACGACGCACGGCAGAACCCCUACCCCGUUCGGGCCAUGGAGGUGGCCAACAGCGGUGGCGAGGUCUGGUACGGCAACGGGCCGGGGCUGCUGGUGGUGGACUGUGAGGCUGUGGCCAUCCGCCGCCGCCUGGAGCCCUUCAGGGCACCCUCGGCCGUGGCCUCGCUGGCCUGCAGCUCGGAGGGCCGCGGGGAGGAGGUGGUCUGGUGCCUGGACGACCGGGCCAGCUCCCUCGUCAUGUACCACGCGGCCACCUACCAGCUGUGUGCCCGCUACUUCUGCGGGGACCCCAGCCCCCUCCGGGACGUGUUCCCCGUACGCCCUCUGGGCCUCGAGCCCCCUGGCACCCAGGCGGGCGGCCCCCAGGAGCAGGGGGGAGGCUCCAUCGCCGAUGUGAGCAUUAUGUACAGCAAGGAGCUGGGCACGCAGAUCCUCACCCACCAGGACUCGCUGACCGACUACUGUUCCAUGUCGUCCUACUCCUCGUCACCCCCGGGCCUCUUGUCCCCCACCGGCCUGCCCAGCUCCCCGGCCAGUUCGGCCAGUGCCCCUUUCUCCACCGACGCUGAGGACUCAGAGCGGCUGCAGGAGGUUCUGGGAGGCUCCGACCUGACCCCUGUGGACGGGGAGGCCUACAGCCAGCACCUGCAGGCUGUGAAGGUCCUGGCCGUGAAGGACCUCAUCUGGGUCCCCAGACGCGGUGGAGACAUCAUCAUCAUCGGCCUGGAGAAAGAUGCUGGGGCCCAGAGGGGCCGAGUCCUCGCUGUCCUAAAGGCCCGAGAGCUGACUUCAUGUGGGGCGCUGGUGGACGCAGCCGUGGUGGCCAAGGACACGGUGCUGUGCGCCUUCAAGAACGAGAACUUGCAGUGGUGCCUGGGCCUGUGGAGGGGCUGGGGCGCCCGAGACUUUGACAUCUUCUACCGCUCCUACGAGGAGCUGGGCCGCCUGGAGGCCUGCCCGCGGAAACGCAGGUGACUGCCAGGGCCUGGCAUCACAGGGGCCAGCUGGCCUGGCCCAGCAGCCUGAGCCCCUUGCUUGCAGCCCUGGGGAGGAAGGCUCAGAAGACUGACCAGGUUCUGUAUCCCCCCUCAACCACUUGCUGCUAAGACACGCUGAGAAGGGCGCACCCUGGCGGUAGUGCCUCCCAUGCUCCAGGGCAGAAUUACCCAAAUACCCCAUUGCUGGGAAAGAUGGCAGAAAAGAGGGUGUCCACUUGGGCCGGACUCCCCCUGUCUCUUCCACUCACUUUCCAGAGCAGGGAAGAGAAGGAGAAGUGGGGGGACCACUUCCUGGGCUGGGUCACAUAAAGAAGAAUCCCCCCCCCGACAUAAUGGGUCUGCCCACUCCCCCCCAACCCUGCCUGCCCCCCCCCCCCGUCUGGGGUGGAAUUACACUAGAGGCUCACAGUUGGCUGUGCCCCCUCCACCCCCACCCCCUGUCUUUCCCUCAAUGGCCUCCCAGACUCAGCGUAUUUCUCAGGCCCCUGUGUCCCGGGGCUCUGCUUGGGCCUGAGAUCAGAUGUCCCCUGCUUGGAAAGCCCCCAGAGGACCAGGCCCCGGGAAUGAAUGAGUUCCUUUAAGAGCAGAGCCAGGGGCUAGUGCAGGACGGGGGGCACCCGCUCAGCCCUGGCACAAAGGGAAGCAGAAACGCUCCCAGUAGGGCCCAGGAAGAGGGCCUGGUGUUUAUCGCUUUGGAAAAUAAAACUUGGAGGCAGGCCCUGUUUGUUUGCACAUCAUAAUCUUGUUUAUCACGUUCACAAAUUAAGUAAUAUCCCAGCGGUUAGGCCUCGGGUUGUGAAAUUGUCUCCUCUGUGGUUUGAAGUAACUUCUGUAUUUUCUCAAUGCUUAUUGCAGACGAUGGAAGGAGGAGUAUUAAAGGGUAAAAAAUAGAAGUGAAAAUAUGAGUGGGGGAUCCAUGGAUAUGACAGAAAAGAUUGUAUCAAUCACACGUGCACACACAUUUCCACACGUGUGUGCGGGCACACACACACACACACACACACACACACACACCCAUUGAGCAAAAGGACCCAUUUUGAGCCUGCUUAAAACAGAGAGAGUUGUUGUUCUGCACCCCAUUAAGAAUUUUGGUCCGGGGGACCAGACAGUGGUGCACCAGGUUAAGCACACAGUACGAAGCACAAGGACCCACACAGGCUCCUAGUUCAAGCCCACAGCUCCCCACCUGCAAGGGGGCUGCUUUGCAAGUGGUGAAGCAGGUCUGCAGGUGUCUAUCUUCCUUUCUUCCUCUCUGUCUUCCCCUCCCCAUUCAGUUUCUCUCUGUCCAAUCAAGAAAAUGGCCACAGGAGCAGUGGAUUCAUAGUGCAGGCACCAAGCCCCAGUGAUAACCCUGGUGGCAAAAAAAAAGUUUAGUCCAUACUCCCAGAGAGAUAAAAAUUAGGGAAGCUUCCAGUGGAGGGGAGGGGAUACAGAACUCUGGUGGUGGGAACUGUAUGGAAUUGCACCCCUCUUAUCCCACAAUCUUGUCAAUCAUUAUUAAAUCACGAAUAAACACACAGAGAGAGACUGAGAGCUGGAAUGUGAGAGGUCACCCUUCAGUUCAAGUGAUUGGCCUUUCUUUAAAAAGUGAAUCAGAAAUCAAACAUGGAGGGCAGGGGAGACAGCAUUAUGGUUCUGCAAACACGCUCAUGCCUGAUGCUCUCAGGUCCCAAGUUCAAUCCUCAGCACCACCAUAAGCCUGAGCCGUGCAGUGCUCUGGAAAAAAGAAAAAAUCAAACAUGGGAUUUACCAGGGUGUGUACAAGGGGGAAGAUGUGGAUCCUUUUAUCUGGAAAUAAACAGACUCUCAGAUAUGAA
Erinaceus europaeus (western European hedgehog) is the source of this 7982-nucleotide messenger RNA. It is a transcript of the gene LRRK1, whose product is annotated as leucine rich repeat kinase 1. The record is from RefSeq and is a predicted model, not a curated record. Gene Ontology annotation, molecular function: protein kinase activity; protein binding; ATP binding. Lineage: Eukaryota; Metazoa; Chordata; Mammalia; Eulipotyphla; Erinaceidae. The transcript is spliced from 33 exons. Gene Ontology annotation, biological process: protein phosphorylation. The coding region runs from base 110 to 6142 and encodes 2010 amino acids.